AUGCCUCGCUCAGCCUACGCUUCCUCCGCAGCUUCGCACGACGACGACGACGACGACGACUAUCAGCAUCCCCGAGUCACCGUGACUGCCCCGGUCUCGCCCACCUACCGACGACAUCGCCCGCUAGCCCGUGAAACCGAUAGCCUCCUCGGAAGCGACUCGCGCCAUGCCGGCCGCCUGGGCUAUGGGACGUCGAGAGCAGACAGCUUCUUCAGGUACAACACCACCGGCGGCACACUCCGCCGUUCCCGGCACCAUAGCCGCAGGGUAUCGCAAAACACGCGUUUCGCAGUAGCCGGCCAGUCGUCCGGUGCACCCAAGCAUUGGCAUGAAGAGAAUACCAUGCCGGGCUCAUCGUUUUUGGAUGAUCGUCUCUGGUACGACCAAUUCACUUCCAUUGAUUGGGUGCAUGACAGCAUCAAGGAUGGCAUUCGCUUGCGGGAGCUGAGGAGCCGCAAGGACUUCCGGGGCCGAGUGCUGGCUCUACUAGAUGGUGCUCAGGGCUGGUUCCUAGUGGCAGUUAUAGGCUGCAUUACUGCCGCCAUUGCUUAUUUCGUGGACGUCACUGAAAGUCAUGUCUUCGAGUUGAAGGAUGGUAUUUGCACAACAUCCUGGCUGACGGGCCGCAGAACAUGCUGCUUGGGCGAGGCAUCCUGUGAACAGUGGAGUUCGUGGUCACAGAUUGUGAACUCGUCCCAUCUCGACAAUAGAUCCGUGGACUUUAUCUUCUACGUUCUCUGGGCCGUCCUGAUGGCCAUGGGCGCGUGUGCUUUAACUUUGGUUACCAAGACCGUCAUCCCUUCAACAAUCGCCCUGUCCACGCUGGACGAAAACCUCGGGGCUGAGAAUAGCGUCGGCCCCCCGAGUCCGAGCGGAUACCAUGCUAAGCUGCGUAGCAAUCCGUCUACCGUCUAUUACUCUGCUGCCGGCAGCGGGGUAGCAGAAGUCAAAGUCAUUUUGAGCGGCUUUGUUUUGCAUGGGUAUUUGGGAUUGAAGACCCUUAUAUUCAAAACCCUGGGUUUGGUCUUGGCGAUUUCAUCUGGAAUGAGUUUGGGAAAGGAAGGCCCAUACGUACACAUCGCAACGUGCGUCGGGAACAUCUGCAGCCGCAUUUUUACCAAGUAUCGAACCAACGACGCUAAGCGCCGUGAAGUGCUGGGAGCUUCAGCAGCUAGCGGCGUGGCAGUUGCUUUUGGAGCGCCCAUUGGCGGCGUACUUUUUGGAUUAGAAGAAGUCAGUUACUACUUCCCACCAAAGACACUUUUUCGUACAUUCUUUUGCUGCAUUGCCUCUGCGUUAUCACUCAAGUUCCUCAAUCCCUACGGCACAGGCAAGAUUGUGCCUUUUGAGGUACGCUACGUUUCCGACUGGGAGAUUUUUGAGAUGGGCCUCUUCGUUCUUUUAGGCGUUCUCGGUGGUGUCGCAGGCGCACUUUUUAUUAAAGCCACCGGGAUGUGGGCGAGAUCAUUCCGGCGGAUACCGAUUAUCAAACGAGCUCCUAUGCUAGAAGUUGUCCUCGUGGCUUUUAUCACUGGGGUCACAAGCUUCUGGAACCGCUACACAAAACUAGGGGUGGCUGAGCUGUUCGAAGAACUCACGGCGCCAUGCGAUCCUACGGGCGUCACCAAGUCUGGGCUCUGCCCAAAUGAAAAGGAAGAUAUCUUGGAGGUGGUCAAGUAUUUGCUCGUCGCAUUCGUAGUCAAGGGCUUCUUGACGACCAUUACCUUUGGAGUGAAGGUUCCUGCCGGUAUAUAUGUGCCUUCGAUGGUUGUCGGUGGCCUGAUGGGACGCAUCGUGGGUCAUCUUACGCAGUAUUUCGUGGUUACGUUUCCCGACUUUUUCCUGUUUGCCAGUUGCCCCGCUGUCCCCGGUGUUGAAGCGUGUAUCACGCCGGGUGUCUAUGCGAUGGCAGCAGCAGGAGCGACUAUGUGUGGCGUUACUCGAUUGUCGGUAACACUGGCUGUCAUUUGCUUUGAAUUGACUGGCAGCUUGAACCAUGUGUUGCCGUUUUGCAUUUCGAUCCUCUGCGCUAAGUGGACGGCUGAUGCUCUCGAGCCUCGCAGUAUCUACGAUCUGCUGACAGACAUGAACGACUAUCCGUUCCUCGACAACAAAGGCAGUCAUACAGCCACAGACCAAACGCUGGGCGAUCUCAGUCGACCGGCCGGCCAACACCGGACCAUUGACAUCUCCAACUCGCCACUUGUCCGGGCUAAAGAUCUACGCGGCAAACUGGAUUACAUCCUCAUGGCUGGCGAGCUUGACAGCGGCUUGCCGAUUGUGCGAGAUACAGUUUUGGUGGGCAUGAUUGCGGCCACCGAUCUUGAGUUUGCGCUAGACGGGCUGGAUGAUGAAUAUUCGGAGUAUUGCAUCAUGUCUCCUGACCAUCAGAAUUGGCCGGCGCCUUAUGAUGAUGACGAUGAUGACAGUGAUGUUGGCACCAGCAGGGUAGUGCAUGAUUUUACAAUUUAUGUCGACCUGUCCCCCGUUGCCCUCGACAUCCACUCUCCUCUAGACUUGGUUUAUCAGUGUUUCGUCAAACUGGGUCUUCGAUAUAUAUGCGUUUUGCACAGCGGUAAAUUCCAUGGCCUUGUCCACAAGAAGCAGUUUGUGAGGCAUAUGCGAGAACUUGAGAAGUCUUGA
Talaromyces atroroseus is the source of this 2643-nucleotide messenger RNA. RefSeq lists its product as hypothetical. The coding region runs from base 1 to 2643 and encodes 880 amino acids. Gene Ontology annotation, molecular function: voltage-gated chloride channel activity. The transcript has 5 exons. NCBI's taxonomy places the organism in Eukaryota, Fungi, Ascomycota, Eurotiomycetes, Eurotiales, Trichocomaceae. The record is from RefSeq and is a predicted model, not a curated record. Gene Ontology annotation, biological process: transmembrane transport; chloride transport. Gene Ontology annotation, cellular component: Golgi apparatus; membrane; early endosome.